Messenger RNA from Gymnodraco acuticeps, 1178 nucleotides. RefSeq names its product histone H2B 1.2-like. The record is from RefSeq and is a predicted model, not a curated record. The transcript has a single exon. Gene Ontology annotation, cellular component: nucleosome. NCBI's taxonomy places the organism in Eukaryota, Metazoa, Chordata, Actinopteri, Perciformes, Bathydraconidae. The coding region runs from base 746 to 1126 and encodes 126 amino acids. Gene Ontology annotation, molecular function: structural constituent of chromatin; DNA binding; protein heterodimerization activity.
CCACCCACAUUACUCAAAAAGAGACAUUCCUUUUGAUGAACUUUAUAUCGAACCUAAAUUCCAUCCGAAAUUCUUGCUAGGAUACUGGAUAUUAAAAAUGUAGACCAUUUCACAAUGUUGUUUAUCCGACAUCCAAUGAUAUGUUCGUAGAGGAUAAAGUCUACACAACCAUGACUGCUCCAAAAACUUCUACUUCCAGCUGUGUGGGGUUUCUUAAACUUUUGAAAUAUGUUUUAAUGGUGAAAUACACCGGGAUAUUAAGGACUAACUCGCUUAUAAUGAAUACAUUUGUAUUUAUUGUAGGAUCUUAAAAUCAUACAUAUUGGGAUUCAUGUGGAUUAAUACGUGUGGACUAGAGGGUGACAAGCAUCACUUUCACCUCACGUUUUUAUUUAAAUUCUAACUGUCAUGAAAAAUAUGUGUUUCUCUGUUGUCCACGUUAUACAUAGUUAAACACAUAUGAAAGAGUUAGAAGGACAUUGAUCCCAACCGAUUUGUUGAUUUAUUCAUGUACACCACAUUAUAAAACCCCAAUAAUACAAAUACAUAAUCAAUGGGGUGUUCAUUUUACAUGUCAUCCAAUCUGUUUUGAUUCUAAUAUUCGUUAAGCGCAUGCGCCGUCCUGCUCAGAAGACAACCAAUCCCGUGCGAGCAACAGCACAGUAAUAUUUGCAUCUGGUGAAUAUAAAUAGACCGCUCUGUGUCAAAGAAGUAUUUCGACUCUGUCGCACCUCUCUCUCUCAUCAUGCCUGCUGACGCACCCCCGGUCAAAGCAGCCAAGAAGGGCUCCAAGAAAGCCGUCGCUAAGACCGCCACCAAGACUGGAAAGAAGAGGAGAAAGUCCAGGAAGGAGAGCUACGCCAUCUACGUCUACAAGGUGAUGAAGCAGGUCCACCCGGACACCGGCAUCUCCUCCAAGGCCAUGGGCAUCAUGAACUGCUUCGUGAGCGACAUCUUUGAGCGCAUCGCCGGGGAGGCCUCUCGUCUGGCUCACUACAACAAGCGCCGCACCAUCACCUCCAGGGAGAUCCAGACCGCUGUCCGCCUGCUGCUCCCCGGAGAGCUGGCUAAACACGCCGUGUCUGAGGGCACCAAGGCCGUGACCAAGUACACCAGCUCCAAGUAAACUCUGCUGCUGACAUACCAACAACACAAAGGCUCUUUUAAGAGCCACCCAA